UUUGCCGUUGAAAGCAUUUAUUUCAUACUCAGCCUAAAAAACACUGACAUUGUUCAUAUCUUUUAUUCUUCCACUUAUUCAGAACUGUCACUGAACCAAAGUCUGGAGGACAGGGUUCCUGUUAUCCCUGUGAAAGAGGAACCCACCAAUGAAAUGAUUUCGGCUGUGAGAGCUGUUGCUCUCAAAGGGGUUCAGGACAACCGGCACCAGGCUGUCUCGGUCAACGUGGAUCAAACCAACCUGGAAUGGCAAACGUUUGACGGCUCUAUCCCCAACGGAGCAGUGUCCAUCCACAACGGAUAUGUUGGGCGCACUGAUUAUGUUGCCAAAUAUGGGUCAUCGGCGGGGUUCUACAACCCUGACAAGGGUCCCUACUGCCUCUACCCCGACGGAAAGAAAGAGCAUCGUGGCUCUCCGUUUGAAAUCCUGGUGAACAGAGACAACUUCGAGUUUCUGGAAUGGAAGGAGGACUCGUACGGUUCAGUGCCUCAGAAUUCAGUCAGGAUCAGUCCAGGUAUCGACGUGUAUGUUGGGAAAAACAAGUAUGGUCUUGGGAAGGUGGCU
Molecule: messenger RNA, 564 nt
Organism: Plectropomus leopardus (leopard coralgrouper)
Lineage: Eukaryota; Metazoa; Chordata; Actinopteri; Perciformes; Serranidae
Source: RefSeq, a predicted model, not a curated record